UACAUAUAUGCUUUUGUUAUUAAAGAAUAUUGACAAAAAAUUAACGAAUGCGUACUGUCAGUGUACAGUCAUAAUAAAUGGACGAAUAGGCACUGUGGUUGGAUGGGGGCGUACUAAUGAAGGUGGUGAAUUGCCAGCAAUCGUUAACCAGGUGAAAGUACCUAUAAUGUCUAUUACAGAAUGUCGAAACCAAAAGUAUAAAAGUACUAGAAUAACAUCCAGUAUGAUUUGUGCUGGAAGGCCUAAUAUGGAUUCAUGUCAGGGAGACAGCGGUGGCCCCCUUCUACUUUCAAAUGGGAUAAAGUAUUUUAUUGUUGGUGUAGUUUCUUGGGGCGUUGGCUGCGGUAGAGACGGAUAUCCAGGUGUUUACACCAGAGUUAGUAAAUUUAUACCGUGGAUAAAAUCGAAUUUACAUAACAGCUGCUUGUGCUCUUGAUAAAAAAUUGCAUAUAUGUAUAUAACAAAUGUGUACUGAUAUAUAUACCAUUUAAUAAAGGUCAUCCAAUUAAUUUAAGUAA
Molecule: messenger RNA, 518 nt
Organism: Bactrocera tryoni
Lineage: Eukaryota; Metazoa; Arthropoda; Insecta; Diptera; Tephritidae
Product: trypsin-1-like
Exons: 2
Coding region: 8-436 (142 amino acids)
Biological process (GO): proteolysis
Molecular function (GO): serine-type endopeptidase activity
Source: RefSeq, a predicted model, not a curated record